Messenger RNA from Drosophila eugracilis, 722 nucleotides. Its product is annotated as proline-rich extensin-like protein EPR1. The record is from RefSeq and is a predicted model, not a curated record. The transcript has 2 exons. Bases 67 to 591 code for a protein of 174 amino acids. NCBI's taxonomy places the organism in Eukaryota, Metazoa, Arthropoda, Insecta, Diptera, Drosophilidae.
ACUUGCCGGAAACUGUAUCACUUUGGUAGAGGCCGUCGUCGCAGCAAGAACGUUCCACCAGAAAAAAUGAAAGUCCUUAUCCUGGCUGUUUGCAGCUUGGCUCUUGUAGCCGCUGAUGUUUCGCAUUUGUUCGGUCAUGAUCACCAUGAUCACCACGAUCAUCCUGGCUACAACUAUGACCCACCGAACAUCCCCUUUGAACUGCCCACUCCGGCUCCAGCUUAUCUGCCCCCGGAACCUGUGACUGUUCGUGUGGCUCCAGUGACCCUGCCGCCUCCAGUUUAUCUGCCUCCAGUCACCGUGAAGCCCGUUAUCCCAAUUGUCAGGACUCCCAAGCCAGCCUAUCUGCCUCCUCCACCACCAGUUGUGAAGGUUACCCCACCUAAGCCUGAAUACCUGCCACCUGCACCCGUUGUGGAACAGCCCCGCUAUGUGGCACCAGCCGUUGUACCCACCUUCAAGAUCCCGAUCCCAUCGUACGCUGCUCCUCUGGAGGAACCCGUCAACACCUACCUGCCGCCCCAGGAGAUCGUUGUGCCCAAGGAUGACGGAUACCACUAUGAUCCCCCAGCUGAACCGUUCCUGUUCUAAAUAAGCAUUCAUCCCAAGCCAUUUUUAUUUGUUGUCUUCGAAUGUCACGUGUAUUUACCUGUAGUUAUUUAUUGUUUACCAAGCUCAGCCUGCACUAAAAACGAAAUAAAGCUUAGCACUGCGAAAACGUA